AUGAUUGAUAUCAAUGACGGGACGGCUAUUGGCAUUUUUACAACAAUUAAAGAUGUAUUUUUAAAAUAUGACGUUCCAAUACAGAAUGCAAUUGGAUUUACUUCUGAUACCACAAAUGUCAUGUUGGGAAAACACAAUUCUGUGCAAGCUUUGCUUAAAAAUGAAAUUCCCCACCUGGUUGUCAUAGGCUGCACUUGCCACCUAAUUCACCUUGCCACGUCUUACGCUAUCCGUAAAUUACCCAAAAAUUUGGAAGAUUUGUGCCGCAACAUACCUGCAUAUUUUCACAUGAGUCCAAAGAGAACUGAAUCCUUAAAACAGUUUCAAGAAUUUUUGAAUAUUGAACAUCAUAAAUUACUUACUGCAGCGAAUACUAGAUGGCUUUCACUACAAGCGUGUGUUGAUAGGAUAUUAGAGCAAUAUGAUGCCCUUAAAUUAUUUUUCACGGAAGCAGUUUUUGAAGAUCCGUCUAACACAAAUGAUUUCAUUAUGAGGAGCUUAAAUAACCCGUUCAACAAAGCAUUGCUAGAUUUCAUGAGUUAUGUCUUUUCUAUAACUAAUGACUUCAAUAAAUUCUUCCAGUCAAAAUCUCCACAAUUGUAUAAACUGCCUGAAAUGGUUCAAAAGACCUACAGACCAUUUUAUGCAGUUUCAUCAAAAAAGAGUUUAUACAGCCAAAAGUAG
This is a messenger RNA of Diatraea saccharalis (sugarcane borer), 684 nucleotides long. The record is from the annotation of a GenBank genome assembly. Lineage: Eukaryota; Metazoa; Arthropoda; Insecta; Lepidoptera; Crambidae.